Molecule: messenger RNA, 2509 nt
Organism: Musa acuminata subsp. malaccensis (wild Malaysian banana)
Lineage: Eukaryota; Viridiplantae; Streptophyta; Magnoliopsida; Zingiberales; Musaceae
Source: RefSeq, a predicted model, not a curated record
GCCAGAAAUCUCUAUCAUUUUGGGUGAAUUGCACUACUUUUUCUAUUUCUCAAGUGUCAUUCUCCCCCUUUUACUUGCUGGUACGAUCCAUCUCCUUUGCGUCAUCCCUUUCUCUCUGCCACACCGUAAUGGGGCGAUCCGCCGCCCGGACGCAAUUCCCGGAGAGCACCGCUCGGGCCAUCCGCCCCUCCAAAACCACCACCACCCCUCGACGGGCCCACCGCCGACGCCGCAUCAAGAACCCGUCUUUCCCCGGCGGAAGGCGGAGUCGCCCCGCCACUCCCCUCCCGACGUGGAAGCUCGGAGAUGCGGACCGCUCGAGGCGCCAGGAGGAGGACGAAGACGUCCGAGGGUCGGCGGCCGCGUUCUCUGCCAGGACGCUCGCGGCGGCGUUGUGGCAUUCGCAGGUGGUGGAAGUAGGCAGCGGCGGUCGGCUUGGAUUCGAGCCUGAUCCAAGGCAUGUGAAUUUCCCGAAUGUCUGUGAUCAUGAUAGGACGGCCCUCCAUACUAGCAUUAGUAAUGAGUUUGCUAGUCCUAGUUCAACCAGCAGGUCCAAAACUACCAUAAAGAAGCAGCAUGAAUUUUCUGGCAUGUUUACCAAUUUCGCAUUGGAGAGGACAACAAAAUGGGAGGCUGGGUGCUCAGGAUCUGCGGAAGGGAUCUACCAUACUUUUGGUCACCAGAAGCUUCUCAAAGAUUGGUUGAAUACUGCCUCUGUUGUUUCUGUUCUCCAAGCAGAGCUCGAGCAGGCUCAUUGCCACAUUAAUGAGCUCGAAAAAGAGAGAGAGUCUGCCAAGGAAAAGCUCGAUCACUUCUUGAAGAAACUCGGAGAGGAAAAAGCUUCAUGGCAGAUCAAUGAGCAUGAGAAGGUUCGGAACAUUAUAACAUCCAUCAAGGAUGACCUCAAUAGAGAGAGAAAAAGCCGGAAGAGGAUGGAGAUUUUGAAUUCCAAACUGGUAAAUGAGCUUGCUGAGGCCAAGUUAUCAGCAAAGCAGUACUUGCAAAACUACGAGAAGGAGAGGAAGGCACGUGAGCUUAUCGAGGAGGUAUGCGAUGAACUUGCAAAGGAGAUUGGAGACGACAAGGCCAAAGUAGAAUCUUUGAAGAGGGAAUCAACAAAAAUCCGGGAGGAAGUGGAUGAAGAGAGAAAGAUGCUGCAGAUGGCAGAGGUUUGGCGUGAAGAGAGGGUACAGAUGAAGCUGGUCGAUGCAAAACUCAUGCUCGAAGAGAAAUAUGCAGAGUUGAUCAAACUUCAAUCUGAUUUAGAUUCUUUUCUCAAAAGUUGUGACAUCACUAAUGCAAAUGCAUCAUCGCUGAAGGAAGCUGAGGUGCUUAAUGUGGUUGCCAGCUCGAUGAAGUUCCAGGAUGUUGAAUUUCUUUAUCAGCCUCCUGCUUCAGGGGAUUUCCUUGUCUCUGAUGAACUCAAGUCAAGAGACGAGGCUAAUGAAAGGGGGAUCGAAAAAUGCUAUGGCUACAGUCCCAAAAGUCAUGCCUCUAGGAUACACACUGUUAGCCCUGAGACUGAUAUCUUUCUGGAAAGUUGCGUGAGCCAUGCCGAGGGUCAGGGUUCUUGCAAUUCUCCAAAAGGGAGUGAUCCAUCCGCAAAUGGCAUCCAUGAAGAAAGCCAUGCAUCAGUUAGCAGAACUGAUUGGAAUCUGAAAAGUGAUGCUAGCAAUUUAAAAAGUGAAACGAGUGAAAUUUGUUCAGGAACCACUAAACAAUCUAGGAAGAAGGUGCCUUAUAUAGGUAAAUUUUGGAGAUCAUCUUGUACAAGCAACAGCUAUAACAAGAAAACCCCACUAGAUAUAUCAAAUGGAAAGCUACCGAAUGGUGGGUUGUUGAAUGCCGCUCUAUCCCCUGAUAUGAUUUCAGGUGAAGCUGGUCUAAGCUCACCGAGCGUGGAGCAGGGGAGCUCCUCUAAUUCAAUUAACCCACAUGUAGGUAGAGGAACAAAAGGAUAUGUUGAAUGGUCAAGGGACACAAAGAACCAUAGUUUGAAGACAAAGCUCCUGGGGAUGAGAAUGGAGAACCAGAAAGUACAGUUGCGCCAUGUUCUUGAACAUAAGUCUUAGCAUGAACAUUUUUUUUUGCUAUCAGAGAUGUGUGCCAUUCGACCAAGCUGGCUGUUUUUUUGGUUUCAUGGUAGUGCUGGUGCCAGAUCUAAAGCAUGACUAUGUAUUUAUUAUAUGAUCACUAUCGCCAAGGCGGAACGCAGCUGGGUCGGUGAGAAUUGGACAUACAUUUGGGCCAUUUAAUGCAUUAGUUGCUGUUGUUGAAACUACUUGUACCUUGAUGCCUCCUUCAAGCUACAGCGAGAACCUAGAGCAUAUUGUACGAGACUUCUCUUUGUAUGAUCAUAUUCUUUCUCGUAAUCGUAUAUAUUUUGUUACCUUACGAUACACGUAUCAUUGUUUGAAGCAAGCAACAAGCGAAAUAUGUUGGAUCUUUUUCUUUUCUUUUUUUCUGUAGUGCUUUUAAAGAAAACUUUACAUGGAUUGAUUUCCUCAAA